AUGAAUUACGCUGAAACAUACCUGCUACGCCAGACGCAGCUGGAAGCCUAUCCAGAUGAAGUCGCUCUUCUCCAACUAUCGCAAACUGAACCGAAGCUAUCCAGAACACCAUUGCCUAAGACCAGCCCACUACACCAAAAAUCACCGUGGCUGGACCAGAAUGGAAUUCUGCGGAUGCGAGGCCGCAUCGCCAGCUGCGACUAUGCUACCGAAGACGCUAAACAUCCUGUUAUCCUUCCCCGUGACCACCCUACCACCAAAUUGAUCAUAGCACAUUUCCACCAAAAAUUCCACCACCAAAACUAUGAGACCGUAAUCAACGAAAUUCGACAAAAGUACAGUGUUCCGAAGCUUCGGACUGCUUUCGCCAAUGUUCGAAAGAGCUGCCAACGCUGCAAGCAUCACCGUGCCAAUCCAAGAGUUCCAAUAAUGGCCGAUCUACCAGCAGCCCGACUUGAUGCUUUCGCGCGCCCCUUUACUCACGUUGGGAUAGAUUUCUUCGGACCAUACGAGAUCGUCAUUGGCCGUAGGGCAGAAAAGCGUUGGGGUAUGCUGGCUACCUGCCUCACGACCCGUGCAAUCCACAUUGAAGUCGCCCAUUCUCUCAGCACUGAUUCGUGUGUUAUGGCACUGCGAAACCUUAUUUCGAGAAGAGGGAAACCAAGAACUAUCCAUAGCGAUCGAGGGACGAAUUUCGUUGGAGCGAACCGAGAGUUGACCGAAGCGAAAUACUCCGUCGACCAAGCAGAACUCAUGAAAGAAUUCGUGGACGCAGACACCAGCUGGCAUUUACUUCCCCCUUCGUCACCACACAUGGGUGGCAGUUGGGAACGCCUAAUCGGCAGCGUCAAGAGAAACCUUAUGGCAAUUUUACCAACGAGAAGAUUGUCAGAUGAAGUUCUACGAAACAUGCUCACCGAAGUAGAGAACACCGUCAACUCCCGACCAUUGACCUACGUUCCCGUAGAUGAUGAGUCCGCUCCUGCCCUAACGCCCAACCACUUUUUGAUUGGGUCAUCUAAUGGAGUGAAACCGCUCUGCACUAUCGAUGACAGUGGCGAAGCAUUACGACAGUGCUGGCGGCUAUCUCAAGUCCAGGCCAAUCGGUUUUGGAAGCGAUGGAUCAACGAUUAUCUCCCUGAAAUAACUCGCCGCACAAAGUGGUUCACCGAUACCAAACCAAUACAGGACAAUGACGUGAUCUGCGACAGUGCGGACAUCGACUGGUACUUAUGA
This is a messenger RNA of Aedes albopictus (Asian tiger mosquito), 1236 nucleotides long. RefSeq lists its product as uncharacterized. Gene Ontology annotation, biological process: DNA integration. The transcript has 2 exons. The record is from RefSeq and is a predicted model, not a curated record. The coding region runs from base 1 to 1236 and encodes 411 amino acids. Gene Ontology annotation, molecular function: nucleic acid binding. Lineage: Eukaryota; Metazoa; Arthropoda; Insecta; Diptera; Culicidae.